AUAAGCCACAUGAUUCAUUCGAUUCUGUUCACCAUUAUCCUGUAUUAGUAGACAAGUUAAACUAGUACUGGAAACGGAGACGACCCAGGGGGCAUAUGAAUAAGUAAGUUGCAAUCCAGUCACAAAAGACACCUCGUCUCAAACGGAUCCAUUGGACCUCAUUCCAAUGCCAACCUUGUUGUUGAUGGUCCUGUUGAGCUAGUAGCAUUGGCUUUUUCUUUUUGACAACCACAAGUAGUUACCAGUACCGGUAUAUGUAGUAGAGAAACGAUGGCACCUCCUCCUUCUCGAAGCGCUGGCAUGGAUGCUUCCUUAUCCUCUCCUAGUCGAGGAGUGAAGAGCACAAUCGUCGCCAUACCUGGGAUGAGUCCUCGGGCACCUCAACUCAGUCCAACUCGAGUGGUCCGUCUUGCCGGCAGUGGAACUGGUGCCGCUGGAACGGAUCCCAACUUUUUGUUGGAUACACUGUACUCGCAUCAUCAUCAUCACAAUACGGCUCCACCCAUGACCCCCAAGCUGGAUUCUACAUCAACAACCACAAACACUAGUACAGCAGAAGACCCCACUCAAGCCGACCCCAUUGAAUUUUUGAAUCGUCAUUACACCAGCGAACAACUGCUGGUCCAACAAUUGCCCGAUUUGCGUCAAUCCGUAGGAGAACGCAUGGAACGACUGGACGACCGCAUUUCCAAUGCCCUUCAACGACAAUCGGAAACGGCCCAAUUGACACGUCGUCACGUCCAAGACAGCAAGGCAUCCGUCACCGCCUUGGUCAAUCGCAUUCAUUUGGUACAAGAAAAAGCACAGCAGAGCGAAGUGGCCGUACUAGAAAUCACACGCGAUAUGAAACGCAUGGAUCUCGCCAAGAAACAUUUGCAGCGAACCAUUACCACUCUCAAACGAUUGCACAUGCUCAUUCAUGCCGUCGAACAGUUGCGAUUGGCAUGUCUCCAAACGCCAUUUCCCGAUUACAAAACCGCGGCCCAUUUGGUGGACGCGACGCGUCUUUUAUUGCAGCAUUUUCAAGCGUACACGCACAAGGUCGAACCCAUGAUUCGAUUGGCACAAAAAGUGACCGAUCUACAGGAACAUUUGAGACUGGGGUUGGUACGAGGAUUUCGACUCAAGGGAUUGGGACUCGCCGCCACCAAACAAAUUGAAGCGCUCGCCGCCAAACGGGGAGGCAAGACAUUGCCGCCAUUGGAUGACGAGCAUAAUAAUAAACCACCCGUCAUGUCUCCCGCCGUCAUGGAAGGAGGGGUCCUGCUAGUGGAUGCACUGGGACAUGAUCAACGACGACGAUUUAUUAUUCAAUUCUGUCAAGAUCAAUUGGCACCCUACAAACAGGAUUAUCAACCCGUCGCCAAGGGACAGAAUCCACAAAAACGUGUCUCUAGUUUCAAAGUCGUCGAGAAUCCUGAACCAGAACCGGCACCCAUUUAUGGAUUGGAUUCCGUAGAGAAACGAUUCGUAUGGUUUCGAGAUCGGGUCACGCAAAUCAAUCAGCAAUUUGCAAAGGUCUUUCCGUCCUAUUGGAAUAUGCAGUAUUCGCUCUGUCGGGCUUUUCUAAUCAUGACAAAAGAACAUUUUCUACAGCUCUUGAGUGGACCUAAAAAGGAUGCCGAUGCCAACAAUGCGACUAUCUUGCUCAAAGCGUUGCAGAAAACCAUUGUCUUUGAAAAGGAAACCAUGGCAUGGCUCCCACGGGAAUUUGGCACCAAAUUCAUUUCGCCCAACAAUAAUGAAGCAGAAAUCAAUGCUACGCAACAGCAGCAACAACAACCUGCAGAUGAUGGAGCCGCGUCUACGGAACAGACCCCGGUCGAAUCCUUACUAGGAGUCUGCUCGGUCGCAUUUGAGAAAUUCAUGGGCCCCUACAUUGCUUUGGAAGAUCAGAGCAUGGACGAACAACUCAUCAACGCCGUCGAUGAUCGCACGGUCGAUAAUCGUGGAGAAAUGCCAGUAUUCACGUCGUCCACCAAAUUGUUUGUCUACAUCAAGGGCAGUAUUGCACGGUGCAAUGCCAUGUCCAAGGGGCAUGCCUUUUAUCUUUUGUACGAAGCCUUCCAGGGAGCCAUUCGCAAGUAUGCUCAAGUCCUGAGCGGAAAGCUUCCCCAACAACAAGUCUCUCAGACCGGAGUCUCGGGUGGACUCAACUUGCCGGGAUUUGGAACGGUCGGAAAACAGCAGCAGGAAAACAACAAUACCUCGUCAACCUAUCGCAUUCCACAAGGAGAAGAAAUGACCGUGUGUUAUGUGGUCAGUACCUGCGAGUAUUGUGCCGACACGGUGGAGGCACUGGAAGAUUUGAUUCGCGAUACCAUUGACGACGCCUACAAACCCAAGAUUGACAUGAUGGCACAACAAGAAGUCUUUCACGACGUGACCGCCAAAGCAAUCCGCGUUCUGGUGCUGGGAUUAGGCAACCGUGUCGAGAAUGCCUGGAAGAUGAUGGCAUCCAUCAACUGGGGGGCAUUCGAUAUGGUUGGCGAAGAGAGCUCCUACGUUCGGACAAUGCACGAGGAGAUUCAACCAUUUGUGACUACCUGUCGAGGACAUUUGCCGACUCCUCAUUUCCGAAGCUUUUGCGACAAGUUUGCGACUGCCUUUACCAAGACUUACUACAAUGCGCUGGUACACCUCAAAAAGAUCAACGAGCAGGCCACACAGCAACUCUUGCUGGACAUUUACAGUCUCAAGACGCUGUUCUUGAAGCUUCCCGUGUUGGAGCCAAAGAGCACAUCCUCCAUAACCAAGAAGGUCGCGUCUACGAUUGCCCCAGCGAUGUACACCAAGAUGAUCCACAAGCAGUUUGGUCGCAUUGAAACCUUGUUGAAGCUGGUUGGAACUCCUGCGGAUCUUCUCAUUGAUGUGUUCAAGGUGCAAUGGCCUGGAGGCUCGGCGCUGGACCUUCAGUCGGUCAUGUCGUUGAAGGGAAUGAAGCGAACGGAUCAAGCAGCCAUCCUUGAAAAGUUUGGUUUGGACCCUGCCACAGCCAUGAGAGGUGCACACAUGGGCGUAACAUCAGCAUCUCUAGUACAAGAACGUCUCCAAGCUGUCACUGGGAACGUUGGCAAUGCCCUCCAGGACAGGCUCGGAACGGACGUCGCAGCAAAGGUCAAUUCGGAUUUGACUCAGAUGCGCCAGAAGGUGGACGACUUCCGCAAGUCGUUCCGUUAGAGUAGCGAAUGAAUGCACCGGGUAGUAAUUCCAGACACUGGGCCUUCCCAGAAUAACUUAAGAAUUCUAGAGCGAGAGGUUCAAAACACCAAAGGUAUGCACCCAUCAGAUAGCUAAUCUACAUGUACAAGUGCCGGUUCCAAGUAUAACUAACUAUUCUUUAGUCUUCCGAUUCGUUGUCAUUCUGCUGUUGCUUGCUCCUCUUCUUCUUUCUAUCAUAAUGCGAGGUAUCGAUGCGAUUCCUCCAUGGGUUCUUGUUCUUAUCUCUGCGAUUGUUGUUGCGUUGCAGAUUGAGCAUCCAAUCUUCGACCUUGCAACCCGAUUGUUUCAUUACAUUGGCAAUGGUUCGCAAGUGUUCAAAGUCAGCUUCGGUGAACAAUGUAAUGGCAGUACCUUUCCUUCCGGCUCGACCCGUGCGUCCGAUUCUAUGAACAUAGCUGAUACCUGAAGUAGGUAGAUCGUAGUUGAUGACCAUAUUGAUGCUCUUGAAAUCCACAC
Molecule: messenger RNA, 3678 nt
Organism: Seminavis robusta
Lineage: Eukaryota; Bacillariophyta; Bacillariophyceae; Naviculales; Naviculaceae
Source: the annotation of a GenBank genome assembly